Molecule: messenger RNA, 525 nt
Organism: Anisakis simplex (herring worm)
Lineage: Eukaryota; Metazoa; Nematoda; Chromadorea; Rhabditida; Anisakidae
Source: the annotation of a GenBank genome assembly
UUCAACUAUGUGCUUGAAUUCGAAGACGAGGUCGCACUGGAUCUGUACAUUCAAGAGAAGGGCUAUCGACGUGUGAACGAGUAUGAACGUAAUGGAACACUCCGAAUCAAUUACGUUUGCAAGGAAUAUUUUCAAAAGGACAUCAAAUGUAAUCAUAAAAUGAGCGUGAUUAUGAAAGAUGGUGUAUUGACCGCAAAAACUACUGACGGUGGAAAACCACAUGAGCAUUGGCGUGCUCCUAUGUCUGCAUUGAAUACCACCGAAAAGGAUAUCACACGAGCGCUACACAGCGCUGAUGUUACGGGUAUCGGUGAUGGUCCUAGCACAUCGUCAGAGGUGGAUAAAGUCGAGUUGGAACUGCACCAGAUCAUCCGUCACUCGACACAGGACUUGUUAGCGAGACUUAAAGAUGCUUAUGAACGUAAAAAGAAGGAACAAGAGAAGGCAGCACUGAAACUUUUCGCGAAAAUGCCCAGUGAAAAACAGAAGCAUUUGCUCUCCAAAUACGGAUGUCUCGAAGAAUAG